Molecule: messenger RNA, 2414 nt
Organism: Acanthaster planci (crown-of-thorns starfish)
Lineage: Eukaryota; Metazoa; Echinodermata; Asteroidea; Valvatida; Acanthasteridae
Source: RefSeq, a predicted model, not a curated record
UGCAUUUUUAUUCUCGCCCGCUCUUUGCCGCGAAUCAGCACCGAUCCACGGCACUCCUGCACACGAUACGCGUUGCUUUUUUGUGUAAUUACGACACGAACUGAUACUCCAUCAGCGUCUGCCCCUCAAAAGGAGACUGGUUGUCUUUUGUGCGAGAUUUGAAGCGCCUGGGGACGUGUCAUUUCCCAACAAAAAUAACCGAGGUGCCAAUUUUUUUGUUUGCCGUUGCGCGCCACCUACAAAGGAAAGGAGCCACCCGUCACCGCAUAAAAGGCGCGAACGAAGCCCGGGUCUCGUUCAUUACACACUCCGAUCACAGACCAGAUUGGCCACUUCGCGAACAGUGAUCGUCCGCUCUCGGUCUGUCUGACGAGUUGAUCUUUCUCCCGAUUCACUGCUCCCAAGAGAUUUAGGGUUUUUUCUUAACCUCCGAGGCACAGGUAGACGACAGCUCACGGGAAAAAUGACAGGAACAACUGCCACAAAAAUGUGUGUGCUCUUAGCAACAUUUGUGGUGCUUCUUGCCACGCUCACAGAAAUGGCCAACACAAUGGAUUUGCCUUACUCAGAAGACGAAAAUCUUCCCUUCGGCGUGAUGGAAAGACCCGGUGGAUCACAUGGGGCGUGGCAGAGGAGAACAGUUGACAUACUAUUGGAGGCUCUCACGUUGCUAAGAGAGGAAAUGGACAAGCCCAUGGGAGAAGACGCCCAGCAGGUAGUGAAGAAAGGAAACAGCCACUAUCUGUUCUGGAGGACACCGGUGAUUACCAGCAGAUCACUUUCCGAGGAAAGCUCACGCAAACGCAGCAACUAAAGUACCGAGACAGUUCCGAAAGGCCCAAGUACAACGAGAUAAUUUUCUGUGAUUUAAAAAAAAUUCCUUUCCAUACGGCGUCGUCUUGCUCUUGCAUGUGAGCAAAUUUUUUUUUUUUUUUUUUUUUUUGGGUAACCGGGCAGGAUUUGUGUCGACGAGCAAAUUGGUUAGAUAAACGAGAUAGUACCCAGAAGUGACCAAAAUGGGGAAAGAACGUUUCGACAGUCGAUGGCUGAAAACACACCGGUCCGUCUCACUUGUUCGUAGAGCAAUAACGCGCCUGCAAAGAGCCCGUUUGUUUGCUGCCCUCAGGCGUCAUUAAGCUUCCCAAUGCAAGCCAGGAGCUCUUUGGCCCGAUGGUCUUUUGGGGGUUUUUAAGCUAAAGGCCAAACUUUUCUACCUUUGCUCGUCGAAAACAAUAAUUGCUAAGUAUGUCGUUGCAAUUUUCAUACAUUUCACUUCCUGGGCGUAGCUGGAAUACGCUUAGUUAAACAUUCCCGCAUGCAAAUAAACUAAUCUACAAAAAUACAUAUACCGAAAUUGAGAUCUCCUCCUAUUAUUCUAAUUUGUUGAUUUUAUUUAAUACUCGACACCCUUAACAUAUUCUGGCUACACCUGUAGAGUCAAAACGUCUUAUUCUAUAAGGUUAAAAUGUACGAGUUGCGUUUUUGUUUUCCUUUGUACACUUGACAACAGACGAAGGUAAACAAUAAAUUUGAUGGAAUUAAUAUUAGGUGUACUUUGUGAGUUGCCUUUUCCGUGGACAUCCAAACCGAAGCCGUAGUGUUAGGAGCUGAACGUGACUUGAGUUGAAAAAGAGCUUCUGUGCUGCCAGCCCGUGCGGGCAUCUUUCAAAACAAGCGAUUGCAUUUGGAAAACUUGGAAGACAAGCAAAACAUGCUGUUGAGGAUAGGGUCCCCGUGGGUCUCCAUUCCCAAUGCGUAUACAAAUAUACCCUAGAUUGUGUAAUGCGUAUAUUAAGCUGAGAAGGCUUGUACUUGACUGGUACCCAGACGAAUCGUGUUGGAUGGCCCACUAUUAUAGGCAACGUAGUGGUUAGAGUGACCAACACAAAAGACCAACAUGACAAUGAUUGACUUCGUGGGGAGUUUGUAGGAUGUGCUAGACCUAGCCAUAAUAAUAAUGUUUUUAACUCCUUGUCUGAGGUUUAUUAAGAGUUGCUUAUUUUUUGUUGCUAUUCUCCAUCCCCGCAGACUUUCGUUUAGUAUGUUCAGUCGUAGAUUUUACAGUGUUACAGUGGUUAAUAGAACAAAGCGCCCAUGGUCGUGAGAGCGCACCUGGACAGCGAAUUCCCGUUGCUACUAGUCUGUACAUGCUGGAACUCAUGACUUAAUAUGUCAAGUUACCAAAUAAAAACCUGAAACUGUUUAGUACGUUGACGACCGACAGUUAUUUGGUACCACUAAGCCAGGCCUUGCCACUCUAUUAGAUUUGAUGUAUAAAAUCUUACUCCCUUAAAUGCAAGUUUUCUCGCCCAAACAUUAGCGUAGCAGUAAUACUGUUCAAGAUUAUCUGUAACAACAUUUGGGAUUGAAGCAAUUCAGUUUGUAUUAAAAGGAAAAAGAAGCAUAUACUCCAA